AUGAAGGAGUAUACACAAGUUACGAUGCCGAAUUACUCGUAUAUGUUUAAUUUCGAAUCAGAUUUCAUUCAUCAGAAGACCCGCACGUGGAUGCAGGACAACUGGACUAUGGGGUUUUACUAUUGUGGCAUUUACAUGGUUCUUAUAUUUGGUGGACAGUACAUAAUGCAGAAUCGACCUAGAUUCGAAUUAAGAGGUAUUUUGGUGCUGUGGAAUACCCUGUUAGCUACGUUUAGUAUAAUGGGUGCUUGCCGAACAGUGCCAGAGUUCUUUCAUACAUUAACCCAUCACGGAUUAUACCAUUCUGUAUGUAUUCCUUCAUUUAUUGAACAGGAUAAAGUGUCAGGUUUCUGGACUUGGAUGUUUGUACUUAGUAAACUUCCAGAACUUGGAGAUACCAUAUUUAUAGUGCUUAGAAAGCAGCCUUUAAUAUUCCUACAUUGGUACCAUCACAUAACUGUUUUACUGUAUUCUUGGUUCAGUUAUACCGAAUACACUGCCAGUGCUAGAUGGUUUAUUGUGAUGAAUUAUUGCGUCCAUUCAGUGAUGUAUUCCUACUAUGCUUUAAGAGCUAUGAGAUACAGCCCGCCGAGGCAGAUAGCAAUGCUUAUUACCUCACUACAGUUGCUUCAAAUGAUUAUUGGUUGUGCAGUGAACCUGUGGGCGAGACAGUUGCUUCAGCAGCAACAGGAAUGCCACAUUACGCCCCUGAAUAUUAAACUGUCAGUUGCGAUGUAUUUCAGUUACUUUGUUUUGUUUGCGAGAUUUUUCUAUAAGGCCUACAUGUCCGGUGAUAGGAAAUCGAAGACGAGAAAUGCACCAGUCACUGCAGAUUAUCCACUGCUUAAAUCUAAAGUACAGUAA
Psylliodes chrysocephalus is the source of this 864-nucleotide messenger RNA. NCBI's taxonomy places the organism in Eukaryota, Metazoa, Arthropoda, Insecta, Coleoptera, Chrysomelidae. The record is from the annotation of a GenBank genome assembly.